This is a messenger RNA of Penicillium vulpinum, 945 nucleotides long. RefSeq lists its product as uncharacterized. NCBI's taxonomy places the organism in Eukaryota, Fungi, Ascomycota, Eurotiomycetes, Eurotiales, Aspergillaceae. The transcript has 2 exons. The record is from RefSeq and is a predicted model, not a curated record. The coding region runs from base 1 to 945 and encodes 314 amino acids.
AUGGAGUACUCAGGAUUUGCUAUUUUCCCCAUCCCGGCAUCGAUUCGGCGUCGACUACCCCGCCUAUAUUCUUCCCGGGCCCUGCCAAAGGCUACCGAGUCAAGCGGUGAUCAGCGCCACGGACUGACCUCUUCAUCCGAACCUCAUCUGCUCUAUCACAGUCAAUUCUCUACAUCAGUAACACCCGAGCUCCAACGGCCUUCCACAGCUAGCGAUGACUCAGUUUCGUUUGACUCUGGCUCAUGGGGAUCAGGUAGCCCCCAAGAGGAUAUGGGGUCCCCGACGAAAUACGAAACCGAGACUGGGCUGCGAUGGAAUCGAGUCGUACCCGCGUUCAAUCUUCUCCGCAAUGCAGGAUAUGAAGCCCAGCAGCCGCAGGCUGAUGACCGUCUGGCUCGUUCUCUCUACGUCAACGCUCUGGUUUACCUUCUCGAUGCUUUACCUUCAGACCUGACCGAUGAGGAAACUUCCAUGCUUCAGCGCCAUAUCCCAGAGCCGAUUAAAGUUGGGUUAACAACAUACCCCCGGCCUGGGUAUAUGGACGGCACGAAUCAUAAAAUAAGCCCCCAGCCAAGAUCAUAUCUGCAUAAAAUUCUCGCCUCGAUAAUUGUACAGCUGUUCAUUCUAUUGCGGUUCCUUCUACCAUAUGCAAAAGUGCUAUUGCGCCAGCUGUAUGAGUAUGAGCGGACACAUCGCAUUACUGAGCGCAUUGUGACUACUACAUUGGAGGCAGCCGACGGGUUGGGAAAGGGAAGUGUUAAUAUUGGAGCUGCUGUUGUCAAGUUCAACGAAGGGCGGGUUGGUGCUGCUAUCUCAAGUUUCGCAGCUUGGUGGAUGGAAGGUGUAGCUGGGGGGAUAUAUGAGGGAGUUGGUGAGGGGAUGAUGCAUUUGGGUCUUUCGGGGAAAGAAAUGGAUUUUGAUAGACUUCAUUUACAGGCAAAAUGA